GUGUAGUGGCCCACUGUGGUGUAGUGGCCUGCUGUGUGUAGUGGCCCGCUGUGGGACUCCCGUAUGGCUAACAUGCCCUCUGCUCCCCUUCCAGGCUCUGGAAUUCCUUCUCUGGGCCUGCAUCUGCCUAGAGAAUUCCAUUCCCCUCUUGAAAGCCCGCUUCCUGCCUUGGAGAGCAACACUGUACUGUGCAGUGUGCCAGUGCUACUGUGAUCUCCAGGCCGGCUCACUGGCAGAGGACUUUGCACGCCGAGCUCUGGACAAGGUCAGCGAAGUGGCCAAGAUGGAGGAGAUGCUCCAUGCAUCGGCAUCCGGUGAAAGCUGUCAUGUCAUCCAAGAAGCGACCAUCAAGCUGGCAGUCAUGCUGUUUAAAAGGAUGGUGUUCAAGCCUCAGAAUAACCCUAAGGGCGUCUUCAGGCCCAAGCAGAGGAACGUGCUGAAGGACAUCCAGAUUACAUCCUGGCCCCGCACGUCCACCGAGCGCUUGCUGAUGGACCUGUUUGACUGCCACGCUGCUCAGCUCCUGGCUGUGAUCGAGGCCCUACGGGACACCUCCCGUCGGCCUCUGCAGACGGGCCCCCCCCAGGAUCCCGACGAUCAGGAGGUGGUUCUGGAACUGCUGUCUGCGGGGGCCAGCAUCCUCGGCGGCAUUGGGGGCUCAAAUGAGCGAGUCUCUAAUGACAGCACCAGUAUACCUGCUGCUCUGUGUGGCAUCCACCUCUCUUCCAGUCUCUUUGAGAUGGCAAAGGCAGGCAAGAACUGGGUUUCAGUGGACGCUGCGGUCGAGUUUGUGAAGCUGCUGUUUCGGUACGAGCAGUGGGCAGCAUUCCGCUCUCUGGCAGCCCUGCUCAUCCCAGUGCUGCAG
This is a messenger RNA of Paramormyrops kingsleyae, 865 nucleotides long. The record is from RefSeq and is a predicted model, not a curated record. Lineage: Eukaryota; Metazoa; Chordata; Actinopteri; Osteoglossiformes; Mormyridae.